Molecule: messenger RNA, 339 nt
Organism: Triticum turgidum subsp. durum (durum wheat)
Lineage: Eukaryota; Viridiplantae; Streptophyta; Magnoliopsida; Poales; Poaceae
Source: the annotation of a GenBank genome assembly
AUGGGCAACUGCGCCAUCACGCAUCAGGCCACGUCGUGGGCGGACGACGGCGAGUGGGAGCUGCCGUCGCCCGGCGACGACGACGAGGGGCGCGCGGAGCAGAGGAAGGAGCACGUCAGCGAGGUAACCAUCCGUAUCAGCAAGCGGCAGCUGCAGGAGCUGGUGGACAAGAGGGCCGCCGACGACGGGCACGGUCACAUCUGGAAGAGCGGGCGGUCGGCGUCGGAGCUUCUGGUCGACAUCAUGAACGCCGGGGAGGUCCACCACCACGUCGAGCACUGCAGGGCGGCGCACUGGAAGCCCGCCCUGCAGAGCAUCCCGGAGGCGGUGGAGUCGUGA